Cylindrotheca closterium is the source of this 1286-nucleotide messenger RNA. NCBI's taxonomy places the organism in Eukaryota, Bacillariophyta, Bacillariophyceae, Bacillariales, Bacillariaceae. The record is from the annotation of a GenBank genome assembly.
GACACGCUCUUGUCACCAUGUACUACAAUCUGCGUGGUGAAGGCUGGGUCUUUGAUUCAUCAGACAACUGGCUGACGAGUACAUCUCACUGUGACUGGGAAUUUGUUGAAUGUGACGAGAAUGGUUCCGUCAUUAGUUUGAACUUUCGGUCCAAAGGACUCCAAGGUAGUCUACCGGCAGAAAUUGGGAAUCUUAGCAACUUGAUAGAGUUACACCUUGAGGGAAAUCGAUUGACAGGGUCGUUGCCCACCCCGAGCUUCGGGCAACUCACAAAGCUUCGUUCACUCUUUUUGGACGAAAACCGAAUGAAAGGAUCGUUGCCGAGCCAUCUUGGCUUGCUCGCAGACUUGGAGCAUGCAACGUUCAAUAAUAAUUUGUUCACUGGUCAAAUACCAACUGCCAUUGGCCGAUGGACCUCCAUUCGAUCGCUUGAUCUCUCGGCCAACAGCUUUGCUAAAUCCAGCAUACCCACUGAAAUUGGGAACAUGCACCUUCUCGAAUCAUUGGACAUUGCGGGAAACCAACUUUCCUCGGCAAUACCGAGCUUUUUGGGGACAGCUACGAGUCUCACUAGACUGAGUCUCUCGGACAAUUUUCUAAGUUCGACAAUACCGACAGAACUGUUCUCACUCACCGGAUUGUUGAAUGUGAAUUUGCAUAACAACUCCUAUUUGGUUGGACAUGUUCCCUCGGAAAUUGGUGCUUUGACACAAUUAAUAACCUUGGUAUUGAGUGAAAAUCGUCUAGAUUUCCUUCCAUCAGAGAUUGGAAGUUGCAGUGCACUUGAAUUUGUAUAUGCACACAGCAAUCGAUUCGGCAAGACGAUACCAACGGAGGUUGGGAAUCUAGUGAAUUUGAAUCAGUUGGGACUCGACAGAAACGCUUUCACUGGAACCAUCCCCAGCGAAAUUGGUGCUAUAGAAGGCCUUUCGAUGCUUUACCUAAAUGACAAUCGGAUUAGCCAUGCCAUACCCAGUGAAUUUGGACGGCUAUCACACUUGCUUAAGUUGCAGCUGAGUUCGAAUCGACUGACGUCAACGAUCCCAGCCGAGCUAUCGAAUCUCAAGCUCGUAAGAAAUGUCAACCUGACUGACAAUAUUUUGACUGGGAGUGUGCCGUCAUCUUUGAAUAUGUUGGGACGGCGUAUCUCGGGGAUAUACCUCUCUUCGAACAACUUUUCAGGUGGAUUGGAAAACUUGCUGUGUGACUAUACAAGCCUUAAAACCUUCGAAGCGGACUGUGACCUUGUCUGUAACUGCUGUACUACAAGUGUUGGAAGUUGCUGA